This is a messenger RNA of Argentina anserina (silverweed cinquefoil), 1032 nucleotides long. Its product is annotated as non-specific lipid transfer protein GPI-anchored 31-like. NCBI's taxonomy places the organism in Eukaryota, Viridiplantae, Streptophyta, Magnoliopsida, Rosales, Rosaceae. Bases 124 to 678 code for a protein of 184 amino acids. Gene Ontology annotation, biological process: lipid transport. Gene Ontology annotation, molecular function: lipid binding. The record is from RefSeq and is a predicted model, not a curated record. The transcript is spliced from 3 exons.
ACCCUCCAUUCUCACUUGCUUAUUUCCUCUAUAUAAACCCAACCCACCUCCUCUCUCCCCCUCUCACCACUACCCACAACCCCAUUUUCUCAAAAACCUCAACAACAGCAAAAAGGAAAGAGAAUGGCACCCUCAUCAACACUCACCCUUUCCCUCACUCUGCUCCUCCUCGCCAUCUGCGGCGGCCACUGCGCCUCCCCACCUGCCGCCCCUGCCCCGGCGGUGGACUGCUCCUCUUUGAUCCUCAACAUGGCCGACUGCCUGUCGUUUGUUUCCAACGACAGCAAGACCCAGAAGCCUGAAGGGACUUGCUGCACUGGACUCAAGACUGUGCUCAAGGCUGACGCCGCUUGUCUCUGUGAGGCUUUCAAGAGCAGCGCUCAGAUGGGCAUCACUCUCAACAUGACUAAGGCCAUGUCUCUCCCCGCCGCCUGCAAAGUCUCCGCCCCUUCUGCCGCCAACUGUGGAUUAAGUGUUGCUCCUGCUGGUGCUCCUGUUGCAACUCUUUCGCCUCAAUCUGCUCCAACAACUUCAGUUGCUGCUGCACCUGAAUCAGCUGCUGCAGGAGGGAAUGCGGUAACACCUGCAGCAGCUCCAGCUAGCUCUGCUUCUGCUGUGCUUUUCAGUUUGGUUACCCUAUUUCUGGGGCUUCUUGUUGCGUUGAUGCCUUAUUUCUGAGCGAAUGUGGUAUGUAGCACAAUUUUGAGGGCAUAGAGUGAUGACUUGUGAUGUUCAUUUUAGCAUUGCGGAGUCAGUUCUGUUCAGAUUUAUUCUAUUCGGGAUGUUACUGCAGUAGUAGUUUUUAACAUAUGGUCUGUUUGGUCACUGUAGACCUGUUUGAUGGUUGGACAUGGUUUUCUAAUAUGUUAGUGGAUUCUACCUGUUCUUAAAUUUUUGGUCCCUUUUCGAUUGUUAUGAACACAACACUUUACUCAUUCUAGUAUCUCCUUGUAAGUAUUAUGGACCAUAUAUGGUUAUGAUGGUAACAUUCAGCACUUGCAGCCUUUACAAUGACACUAGAGAGGCUUCUCA